Molecule: messenger RNA, 3859 nt
Organism: Ornithodoros turicata
Lineage: Eukaryota; Metazoa; Arthropoda; Arachnida; Ixodida; Argasidae
Product: phosrestin-2-like
Exons: 11
Coding region: 585-2060 (491 amino acids)
Biological process (GO): signal transduction; G protein-coupled receptor internalization
Cellular component (GO): cytoplasm
Molecular function (GO): G protein-coupled receptor binding
Source: RefSeq, a predicted model, not a curated record
AGGUUCGAAGUAGAACGUAGAACUGUAGCUACAUGAGCUGCUUCGCAGAGCUCCGAGGGCAGCACCCUAGUGUUCAACAAUUUUGUUUGUCCGAAGAUAGACGUACCGUUAUUCCAGCUUGUUUCACUAAGCAGUCGGUGAUAUUAGAGAACUGGCUUAGCGACGAAGGCCUAGCCUUGAAGCCUAACACGUGGGAUACCAGGCUGGUCGCUAUGAUGAGCCCGAGCCCCGCAGCUUGAAUGAUAUUAUUGUAGCUCGUCGAGAACAGAGGAGGGACCAACGCUCCCGGAGACACCUGUGCCUGAGGAACAUGGAGCCGAGAGCCUUUAACACGCACCACCAUCCCGGCUUGAUCUAGCAGACAGUUUGAGAUGUUGACGAAGAGAUCCGGAACCUUCACUGGCCACGUCACAGGAUUCGCCACGCUGGAUACAAUCGUCGCAGCUAUCAGAAAUCCAAGCCCGGCCGCUUGAAUGAAAGGACUGUAGUUGGUCGAGAACAAGGGAGGAACCAAUACUCCUGGCGUCACCUGCGUCUGGUACAUGGCAGGGUUGAAGUGAAUCGACAGGGUUGCCAGGUCACCGAUGUUGUCGCCCGACGUAUGCUGCGAUAUACCAGCGUCAUUUGUACAAAAGGUCACGGUAUACCUGGAGAAGAAGGAGUUCUGUGACCUUGGAACAUGCACGGAACAAGUCGAAGGCGUCGUGACCCUUGACCGUUCCCAGCUGGAAUCGAGCGAAAGACUCCUGGUGGCAUUAGUGGGAAGGUUCCGCUAUGGCCGCGAAGAAGACGAGAUCUUGGGGAUGUCCCUGUGCCGAGAAAUCUACCUGGGCCACGCUCAGCUGUGCCCGGGAGACGGCUCAAAGACGCCUGGAGAGCCUGGCACUUCUUACGGAAGGUCUUCCAGGAGGAUCUACGCCAUCCAGCGCGGAGCGGUGCACGAGAGGCUUCUCGCUGCUCUCGGUGAGGACGCCAUACCUUUCCGCUUCGAGUUCCCCACGGAUGCCCCAGUGUCUACAGUGAUGCAGAGACUGACCCCGGAGUCCGGUGACACUUGUGGGGUCCGUUACUACGUCCGAUGUUACACCACCAUGGAAGUGGACGAGAAGCCACCUCCGCAGAGUUGUGUAAACUUGCCGAUUCGCAAGGCACAGUUUGCGAACAUACCGAAGCCCCUACCGUCUUCGCCACGAACCAGUUCGGUCUGCAAGGACUUCGCUCUCAAUGGAGGGAAAGUCGUGUUAGAAGCCAGCCUUAAAAAAGAUGUGUAUUGCCACGGAGAAGACAUUGUGGUGAAUGUGAAAGUGCAGAAUGACUCUCACAAGACUAUCAAGCAUGUCAAAGCUUCAAUAUUACAAGUGGCCGACAUCUGCAUGUUCUCCACAGGAAGGUGGAAGGUUUCUGUAGCUGCUACAAGCAACAGGGGCGACAGUCCAAUUCAAGCGGGAACGACAUUUGAAACGGAAGUUCGGCUCAAGCCAAUGUUAGAAGAAAAUCGGAACAAAUAUGGCGUCUUCGUACAGAGUUACAAUGGCCAGGAACCAGAUUGCCUUGCAUCCUCUACAAUACUCUCCGAACAAGCCAAGAAGAAUAUCUUCGGCAUUGUCGUUUCCUACGAAGUUAAAGUGAAACUCUGCCUUGGAACGCUUAGUACGCUUUCUGGGAGAGGAGAAGUUGCCUGCUUCGUACCAUUCCUGUUGAUGCACCCUGAACCCGCUGAGUUGCCCAACCCAGUUAUCAGAGAAGAAACUGAGGAGAUCCUCACAGUCCACAGGGCUCCUACUCCGCCACCUUCCACGUCGUCCCCCUUGCCACUCACCAACGGUAUAGGCAUGUCCGACACCGAGCCCGUGGGCAUCAUUUCUCCGCCACCCAACGCCGAAGGGUCCACAGACUCCGAGAGCCCGCCAGACUCGGCCGCUAUGACGCUGGAUGACGACCUCGAUCCGGAUUUUACUCUGACGGAAAGUCCCGCUGGGAGACCCGGCUCUCUGUCGGACCCCGAGGUGAUCCAAAAACUUUCCGACCUCAACGUCAGCGGCGUUCCACUAAUAGAUUGAAGCCGCCGGAUGUGAGACCCGGGGGGUAUUGUUCUUUGAGGUUGUACGGGCAACACUUUUGUGUGCUCUCUAACCGAUGUCCACCUUGUUGACAUUCGAAGUGUUCGAAUACAGUGACACUGUAUGUUGUGUAAGGUUUGCCUUAUACACCAUAUUGCGCUAUGUGUCCCCCCUUUAGGAGACUGUCAAGCUUUUUGCUUUUUUCAGAUUUACAUCAUAAUCUGACAAUUGUGUACGUGGCUCUUCAGUUUCAUUCAGAUAUGCGGAGCUCCAAAGGCUAAAAAGGGCACGCUACGAAAAACUGGCAAAACAGGCAUCGUAGUAGCUGCUCUUUCUGUGUUUUUUGUAAUCGCUGAUGUUUCUGGUGAUGUGUGGUCCUUGUGGCUGAUAGCAACUGUGAUGUAGCGACCAUUCCUGCAGGUGAGGUUAUGUUUUGUCUUUGCCUUGUGUCUAAACUUGAGGUGCUAUUUGAAGGCCAUGUACAGUGACGUGCAUGCAUACAUACAUACUCGAUUUUUCUUACUGUUAAACAAACCGGCAGCUGCUGCGUGAUGCAGAAGUUUUCAUAUUGAAGGUCCUUCGUGCAGGAGGACAGAAAGUUACAUGUUGAAGCCUCCACCUUGCAAAAAGAAAUUCAAUUCGCAGCACUGUACAUUUUCACAAACUGAAUUCCGUUGUGUACAGCACCGCGAUAUUGUUUUGGAAUAAGGACAAUCUGACACGGUUUCAAGAGUUACGGUAUAAACAAAACUACACGAAUACUGUUGGCAUCAUGCACAGAUAAGAGCUUGUACGUUUUCAUGUGCAGGCACACGUCCUGCACACGCCUAUAUAUACAUAUAUAUAUAUCUAUAUUUGAUACACAUCUGCAGCUUGUAAAUAACUACACGUAUAUAUUCGUAUAUCUAUGAUGCUGUUGCUUCCACAGGAUGUGCGAGAAAAAAAAACAAUCUGCGAAUGCGUAACCCGUACUAAAUAGCAACAUCUGGUGCACAGUGUUUUCUGCCAAUACAUGUUUUGUCUGAUGUGAGAAGCGAGAGGUGCGCGUUGCCUCGGUGAAAUACUCUGCCUUGAAUCUCCUUGGAAGUGUACCACACAAACCGUGCUACAAGAGACCACACGUAGAGACCAGACAUAUGUUUCCAUUCGUUAAGAAGUGGAACACAAACACGUUUUUGCAUCAAAAGUUUAGAGCUAGUCCAUGGACAACGUAGAUUAUCAAGAAACUAGCACUUAAUUUCCCCUCCCUAAGCAACUGCGGUUGACAUGUGUGUACAUAUUUAACGGCUGAUUGUGGCUUCCAAAAAUGAAACGACGGAUCAUCAAGAAAAAGAAGAGUCGUGGUAGCUGAAUUUAGUCUUUUCCAUAAUUUUUAGCAGUUUUUCAACAGAGCACAAAGAUUUUUCUUUAUCAGCAUCAUUCAGACACACUAGGCAGCUUUAUAGCUUCUUCAAUACAGCGUUUAUGUUCUGGGUGAAGUACACUGUGGUGAUCUUUUGCGACUCUCUCUCAAGCAUGUCAUGAAAUUAUUUGUAGAGUGCACUCUAAUCUAUGUACAAAGAUGAAAAAGGCACGUAUAGUCGACUUGGACCUGUGAUGAAUGCGGCUAAAGUAUAUAAACGUGUGCGGUGAGCAAAUUAUGUUUCUCAAUAAGAACCUGUGAUUAUUGCACAAUGUGUAAUUCCUUCUAUUUUUAUUGCUGCAUGUGCUGUGAAACGCUGUAGGCUAUACAGGUUGUAAGCAAACUUGCUUCGUUGACAAUAAAAAUAAAGCGGGGUGAAGAGUCCCUGCAAGCCGUA